Messenger RNA from Anopheles maculipalpis, 1154 nucleotides. RefSeq names its product zinc finger and BTB domain-containing protein 49-like. The record is from RefSeq and is a predicted model, not a curated record. Gene Ontology annotation, molecular function: zinc ion binding. Gene Ontology annotation, cellular component: nucleus. Lineage: Eukaryota; Metazoa; Arthropoda; Insecta; Diptera; Culicidae. The coding region runs from base 18 to 1154 and encodes 378 amino acids. The transcript has a single exon.
CUUCGCCCUGCAGCAAUAUGGAUUCGUCCGAAAUUUGUCGCGUUUGUGUAGAGGAAGUGAACAGCUUUUGGUGUUUGUUUGAAGCAUGUGCCAUGCUACCAGCAGAUUCAACACCAGCAAUAAUAAUAUCCGCUUGCACUGGCAUUGAAAUCAAUCGGAACGAUGGAUUGCCGGAAGCGGUGUGCGAUAGCUGCCUUCAUGCGUUGGUGGCGGCAUUAGAAAUACGAGAAAAAUGUAUUUCCUCCGAUAGGAAGCUACGGAAGAUAUUGCUGCACAAGAAAGCUUCGAGCGCAAAGCGAACAACGAAUGAGGAAAUUAAAAUCCAGCAAAAUCUAUGUGAAAUACAGAUUAUGCAGCAGAGUGUAGAGAACGAUGAAUCGGUAGAGGUUUACGAGUCGAUUGAUGUGGAUGGUUUCGGCGAAGAUGAACCCGGCGAACCAGAUUAUGGUGAUGCAUUGGUGGAAUUGCAGGACAGAUCACUGCAACCGGAGUACUGUGACGAUCAAUAUCUUAUAAAAGAAAGUCAGGAGCAGGCUGGUAUCGACUAUCCUGAAGAUGAUGAUUUUCAAAUCAUCGUUGAGGAUAGUACAACCGAUGCGGAAGUUAAUCUAAAAAUUGAACCUUCCGAUGAAACUUCAACCGUUGUAUCGGGCCGAGAUUCGCAAGGCGGCAACGAACCCAUCACCGGCGGAAGUUCUAAAUGUUUCGUUUGUCAUAUUUGCGACAAGCGCUUUUCCUCCAAAGGCAACCUGAAGGCUCAUGGCCUACUGCACAGCAACUACAAACCGUACCGGUGUGAGGUGUGUGGAGAUGAAUUUUCCCGACAGCAUAACUACAAGGUCCACAAGAUAAGGCACGCGGGCAAACGCAUCCACCAGUGUCCGGUGUGCGAGAAGUCGUUUGUUUGUUCUGUAAAUUUGAAAAACCACAUGGUUCAGCAUUCGGAUGUAAAGCCCUACAGAUGUGACCAAUGCGGAAAGGAGUUUGGUUACCGCACGGAUCUCGCACGACAUGAAAUACGCCAUACCGGUGUGUAUCCGUUUGCUUGCGACAUUUGUCAGCACAAAUUUAGCAGGAAGACGAGCCUCAAUAAGCAUUUGUUGAGAUGCAAGGGGCUUAAAAAGGAACGCAGGAAGAAACGAUCGUUGAAGUGA